Messenger RNA from Blastomyces dermatitidis ER-3, 2039 nucleotides. Its product is annotated as mitochondrial inner membrane magnesium transporter mrs2. Gene Ontology annotation, biological process: mitochondrial magnesium ion transmembrane transport. The record is from RefSeq and is a predicted model, not a curated record. The transcript has 3 exons. Lineage: Eukaryota; Fungi; Ascomycota; Eurotiomycetes; Onygenales; Ajellomycetaceae. The coding region runs from base 30 to 2039 and encodes 669 amino acids. Gene Ontology annotation, molecular function: magnesium ion transmembrane transporter activity. Gene Ontology annotation, cellular component: mitochondrial inner membrane.
AAAAGAAGCAUCCCAUAUGAGGGUAAGAGAUGGUGUCCCCAUCUACCCUCAAGCCAUCAGCUCCAUCAGCAAAUCUGCUCCGCUUCCUCCGCUCGCAGUCCGAGGUGUCCACCCACUAUUACUUUUCCCCCAACACCACUCCGAUUACACGCCCGCACUCACUUCCGCCAGCAUGCCCAUGGCGUCUCCGAUCCCGACCCCAAUCCCAAAGGGGAUAUGCACAUGCUGCGUUUCCAUCAUGGUCAUAUGAAGAGCAUGACAUCCACCCAAAUGCGCAACAACAGCAUCCCAACCAACAUCAGCGCCGCACCGCAACCCUCGAAGCAUCUCUCUUCCCCUUCCUCAGCGCGCGGACGCGCAAUUUAGAAGAUGAUCCGUCAUACAUAUCGACAUCACCGUCCACGAUUCCCGCAUUAGUAGCAACUCCGCGCACAGCGCUAAAGAGCCUGAACAGGCGUGGAGGAUAUGGCAAUCUACAACUCUUCAGCGGUACAGCGGGGAGAAAAGGCCGGGGCCGGGGAUUCAUCCGGCGCCUGUUUGGACUACGAGUAUCGGAGCGUGAUGAUCCCAACAAAUUGCGUCCAAGCGAUUUGCCCAUUGGCCCUGUGAUGGAGGAUGGGCACGAGGGGAACAUGUUUGCUACGGGGCGUUCAUUAGCGAUGAAAGCGACGAAUGAGCCGCGGCUGAGAUGUACGGAGCUGGAUGAAAAUGGGAACGUGACUCUUGUUAAUGGGGAGUUUAAGAAAAGUGAGCUGAUUGCGAAGUAUGGUCUUCUUCCCCGUGAUCUUCGCAAGAUCGACUCCUCAGUCCUUCCGCAUAUUCUCGUGCGCCACAGCGCUAUUUUAAUCAGCCUUCUGCAUCUACGCGUCCUGAUAAAAGCAGAUCGAGUUUUGGUAUUCGACGCCUACGGCUCGACGGAUUCCUACACGCAGUCGGUAUUUAUGUAUGAUCUAGAAGGUAAACUACGUCAGAAAGAGGUGACAGGCCGCCAAUCCUCACCGGGCGCUCUGCCCUAUGAAUUCCGUGCCCUUGAAGCCGUUCUGGUCAGCGUGACCAGUGGACUUGAAGCUGAGUUUGAAGGGGUAAGGGAACCUGUAGUGCGCGUUCUUCGGGCACUGGAAGAGGAUAUAGACAGAGACAAGUUGCGGCACCUCCUGAUCUAUUCCAAGAGAUUGGGCACGUUCGAGCAGAAAGCUAGAUUGGUGCGCGAUGCGAUUGAGGAUCUGCUUGAAGCCGACGAUGACUUAACCUCAAUGUAUCUGACGGAGAAAGCGAAUGGCGUGCAUAGGCAGGAGGUUGACCAUCAGGAAAUUGAGAUGUUGCUCGAAUCGUAUCACAAAGUCUGCGAUGAAAUCGUACAAGCCAGUGGGAAUCUGGUCACCAAUAUUCGAAACACGGAGGAAAUUGUAAAAGCAAUCCUCGACGCCAACCGCAACUCCCUCAUGCUCCUCGAUCUCAAAUUCAGCAUCGGCACUCUUGGCCUCGCAGCUGGCACCCUUUGCUCUGCCCUCUACGGCAUGAACCUGAAAAACUUCAUAGAAGAAUCAGACCUAGGCUUCGCCACCGUCUCCGGCGCCUGUUUCGUCUUUACCGCCUUCGUGUGCGCCUACGGGCUCAUGAAACUACGGAAGGUACAACGUGUGCGGAUGUGGGGAGAGGCAGGGCUGCAUGACCGCAACAUUGGCACGUUGGGACUUAGGAGUGGUGGGAGUGCGGCGCUGCCUAACCGGGCUAAUUGGCGCGCUGACACUGUGGAUCCCCUCUGGACCGGGUUGGCUGGAGAGACUCGUGGGGAGAGGUUGAAGAGGCUUCGACAGGGUGGUGCAGCUUCUGCUGCUUUGUCGGCGACGCCCCCAGUUGCGAAGAAUAUCCAGAGUGCGGAGAAAAGAAGUAAACAGCAGAGGCUACGGCAGCAACAACAGCAGCAACAGGAGCAGCAACGACAGCGACAGCAGCAGCUAGCAGAUAACGCCGGAGUUGAUACAAGCGGCGAAGAAUCAGCGCUGGGAAGUGCAGCCAUCAGCUCUGGCUCUCGAUAA